This is a messenger RNA of Vicugna pacos (alpaca), 3865 nucleotides long. RefSeq names its product nucleoporin 42 (gene NUP42). Gene Ontology annotation, molecular function: metal ion binding. The record is from RefSeq and is a predicted model, not a curated record. NCBI's taxonomy places the organism in Eukaryota, Metazoa, Chordata, Mammalia, Artiodactyla, Camelidae.
AUGACGUCACAGCAGCGAAUCCGGGAUCUACGCUCGCUUUGGGCUCUCCGCUUGCUCAAGGUGCCGAAUGAAGACCGCUCCGUCCGCGACGCCGUCGCAAUGACCAUUUGUCAGUUCUUCCUUCAAGGCCGAUGCCGCUUUGGAGACCGGUGCUGGAACGAACAUCCCCGCGCCGGGGGUGCGGGCGGAGGACGGCAGCAGCAGCAGCAGCCCUCAGGUAGUAACAGACGUGGAUGGAAUAACACCAGCCAGAGAUAUUCCAGUGUUAUCCAGCCAUCCAGUUUCUCCAAAUCUGCACCAUGGGGAGGCAGCAGAGAUCAAGAAAAACCAUCUUUUGGUUCUUUUGAUUCUGGAGCUUCAACUAGCAGGAACAGGGGGUUUGGAUUGUCUCAGAACCCAUUUGCUUCACCUAGCUCUGAUGAGCAGAAAGAUGAAAAGAAACUUCUGGAAGGAAUUGUAAAAGAUAUGGAGGUUUGGGAAUCAUCAGGACAGUGGAUGUUUUCUGCUUAUUCACCAGUGAAGAAGAAACCUAAUAUUUCAGGUUUUACAGACAUUUCACCAGAGGAGUUGAGACUUGAGUACCAUAACUUCUUAACCAGCAAUAACUUACAGAGUUAUCUAAAUUCCAUCCAACAGUUAAUAAAUCAAUGGAGGAACAGGGUAAAUGAACUGAAAAGUCUAAAUACAUCAACUAAAAUAGCUUUGCUCUCUGAUGUAAAGGAUGGAGUAAAUCAAACGGCACCUGCAUUUGGAUUUGGCAGUAGGCAAGCAGUGACAUUUGGGUCACCAGGUUUUCCAAUGAAUAAUAAUAGCAGUGAUAAUGCUCAGAAUUUUAGUUUUAAACCAAGCUCUGGGUUUGCCACUGCCCUUGCUGGAAGCCCUUCUGUGUUCGGGAGUGCUCCGGCAUUUGGAGCCGCACCCUCUGCCAGUUCUGCCGUCACAACGUCUGCUCCAACUUUUGGGCGUGGUAAACACGAAAUCACGUCUGCUGCUUCAUUUUCAUUUAAAAGCCCUGCAGCUUCUGGUUUUGGAUCAUCUGGAUUUUCAGGAUUUCCAGCUUCCAUGGCAGCAGGCCCUAUUGGAGCUCCAGUGGCCCCAGCCUUUGGAAGUGGCAGUUCUGUGGCUGGUUUUGGUAGUCCAGGCUCACAUUCUCUUACUGCUUUUUCCAAGUCAUCUGGUGACACUUUUGGAAAUAGCAGCAUAUCCACCUCCCUCCCAGUCUCAAAUGGUAGCACCACAACAGAUAAUGUAUUAUUCACACCCAAGGAUCAACUAACAGCAGAAGAACUGGAACAAUUUCAAUCCAAGAAAUUUACUCUGGGAAAAAUUCCAUUAAAGCCACCACCUGUGGAACUUCUAAAUAUUUAAAAGGGCACUGUUAAAUACAGACAAGAACAGCUUUUAAAAUUGCUUCGAGUGGUUCAUAUGAAAGAACAAAUAUAUACAUAUACACACAUAUGUGUGUAUAUGUAUAUAUGUGUGUAUAUAUACACAAGUAUAUACAUAUAUAUAUUUAUAAGAAAUGUAAACUUUCAGCAAUAAUAUUAAUGUAACAUUUUUUUUCUUGAGCCUAACUAUUUAAGUAAAAUAUAACAAAAAGUACUCAGGAACAGAUUUUUUUUAACUAUAAUUAUGAAUGGAACUGAAAAAACUAUCAGUGUGCACUGAAUAAAGUACUCUUCUCAUUCUACAUCACUUUACUGUCUUACCCUUUAAAGUUUUACCUUUAAACAUUUUUUUAAGGAAGGAGACAAUUUCUAGAGCCAGUAGGGAAAUAUUUAGCCAACUUAUUGAAUAAACAUCAGUAACAUGACUUUCCUCCAUGUUGAAGAUGAUUCUCUUAAAGAGAGAAAUAAAAUUUUUUAAAGGGUGAAAAAUUAAUUUUUUCAGGAACUUGAAGGCAUUUUUCCCUCAUAAUUUUUUCCCCUCAGUUUUGGCUGUUUCAUGGACCAUAUGAGUUUUCUUCAACAAUUUUAGGCUAAUUUUUAUCUUAAGCUGAUUUUUAUCUUGGCCUAAUUUUUAUGUAAUUCUUUUUAUUCCUCACAGUAUCCCAUCAAGUGGAUGGCUAGUAACAGGAAUAGAAAUUGUGAUCUCAUGUGAAUAAAUAGUGUAUGUAGAGGGGUCAGGUUUCACCAGCUGUUUGUAGAGUUUCUAUUAGAAUUCUCAGAGGUGCUUGGAUCUCCCUGUGUCCUUAGAUUGAGGGAGUAAUAUCUUGUGUAUCUGAUUGAUCCAAGUAAUCAAAGAGCUGUCAUGAACUGAGGCAUAUGUGUCAGAGUUGUGUGCUGCUUUCUCAAGUCUCAAAAAUCACACAGCACUACGAGAAGAGUUACCUAACAUAGAUCUGGUAUUGAACUGAUUUUAAGUGAAAAAUAAAUCUUUAGCUAAUAAAAGGUAAGCACUCCACAUGAUUUUAGUGUAAAUGCAAAGGAUUCAGUCCUCAGGGGACCUGGAUUGUCACGUUUUUUGAAAAACUGAAUUACUCUCAGUUCUGGAACCCCAGCAUUUGGAAUAGAAUCUACCCAAGGUGUGUAUGUCUGAAACCAUCCUUGUAGAGAUAAGUUCCUGCUUUGGUGUCAAGCUCUAAAGACUUUCCAGUGUUGUUUUUUUUCAACUUACAGUUAACUCCUAGAGUCCUCCUACCCUGAUGGAAUGAACCCUGUGCUACCUGUAAAUUGGUUACAGACUUAUCAGCCUCCCUUGGGUCCCAAAUAGAUUUCUCAAUGUCCUGGAAGCUCUGAGGAUGCAGGUUAAGGGCCCAGUGUUUCUAAAUUUGCCUGAUUAUAAGAAUCAUUUGAAGUACUGAUUAAAUAAUAUAUCCAGAAUAAUAUAUCCAUUGGGCUCGGCCUGGGAAUAUGUUUUCUACCAAGCAUUUCAUGAGAUCCUUCAGGCAAAUUUUGGAAAUGAGCCCAUCCAGUUGCAUUUAGGCAACUUAAGUAAUAUGCAAUUUGCGAGUUUCUGUAUAAUCAUUGGAAGUCUGUUUUCUAUGCUUGCACACACACACACAAUGUGGUUAAUGAGCAAGGGACAGAAUUGCACAUAAAGUUUUAUAACAAGUAAACGGAUUUAACUAGCUUGAUUAUUUGAUCACAGAUUAAAAUGGGAGAAAUGUAACAGCUGAAAGCUGAUUAGAAGGGGAGAGAGAAAACAAACUGAUAUUAAAACUAUAUAAAAUCCAUGACAUGAUUUAGCUAUACAGUAUUCAUAAGAGUAAAAUAAUUCAAUCCAGUGUCCAACAGGAAAUUGAUUAAUUGUGGUAGAUUCAUUUAUUGGAAUACUAAACAGCCUUUCUAAAUGACCUAGAAGAAUAGAGAAUAGCUUGGAAAGGUUUGCAUUCUGUAGUCAAUGAGCAAAAGCUUCUUAUAAAAUAGCAUGCACAAUGUGGUCCAGUUUGAGGGGAAAGUGUAUAUUCAUGGGAGAAAAAAGCCUGAAAGUUUAUAAUGGCUCAGAUGGGUUUUUCUUUUAAUUGUGCUUAAAGAAAAAAAAAACUUAAAAUUUACUAUUUUAACCAUUUUUAAUUGUAUAGCAUUCAGUAGCAUAACAUUCACAUUAUUAUGCAACAGAUCUCAAACUGUUUCAUCUUGUCAUCCUGAAACUCUAUACCCACUGAACAUUACUUCUCCCUCCCUCCUUUCUGCAGUGCUUGGCAAUCAGAUUUCUACUUUCUGUUUCCACGAUUUGACUAUUCUAUUUAUCUGUCUUUAUGCCAGUACCAUACUGUCUUAAUUAGUGUUGCACUCUAGUAGACUUUGGAAUCAGGAAAUGUGAGGCCUCUAUCUUUAUUCUUCUUUUUCAAAAUUGGUUUGGCUAUUUGGAAUACCUUGAAAUUCCAUAUGAAUUUUAUGAUUUUAUUCUACUUCUGCCAAAA